Messenger RNA from Erinaceus europaeus (western European hedgehog), 3130 nucleotides. Its product is annotated as proton-coupled amino acid transporter 2. Bases 219 to 1664 code for a protein of 481 amino acids. Gene Ontology annotation, biological process: proline transmembrane transport; L-alanine transport; proton transmembrane transport. Lineage: Eukaryota; Metazoa; Chordata; Mammalia; Eulipotyphla; Erinaceidae. Gene Ontology annotation, cellular component: vacuolar membrane. Gene Ontology annotation, molecular function: amino acid:proton symporter activity; L-proline transmembrane transporter activity; L-alanine transmembrane transporter activity. The record is from RefSeq and is a predicted model, not a curated record. The transcript is spliced from 11 exons.
UAGUCCGCUUGUCCCAAAGGCAUAAAUAGUGACUGUCAGGGUUCUGUGAAACUCCAGGUUCUAUCUUGAGCUACACGCGCUCGUGCCAAGUUGAGCUCAGCUCACCCUCCCCACGCCCGCGCUGCACCACCCGCCCAGCAGCGGUCCUUGCUGCCACCCAGACGCCCAUACUCAGCCCGGAGAGAGCUCACAGAGGUUGAGAAGAGCUCAGAGCCAGCAUGUCUGAGACCAGUAGUGCUGAGGGGCCCCAGGAAGCUGGAGUCUUCAAACUGGACAUCAUCUCUCCUGGAAAUGAUCAGAAGCUACAGGAGGACCCUGGUUUCUCUGAUGGCAGUUCCACGGAACCCCCGGGUCAGGGGAAGCCCAAAGGCAUCACGGGGUUCCAGGCCUUGGUUCACCUGGUGAAGGGCAAUGUUGGCACGGGACUCCUGGGACUGCCCCUGGCCAUGAAGAACUCAGGCCUCCUGAUGGGCUCACUCAGCUUGCUGGUCAUGGGUUACAUCGCCUUACACUGCAUGCACAUCCUGGUCCGAUGUGCCCAGCGCUUCUGCAAGAGGCUCAACAAGCCCUUUCUGGACUACGGGGAGACGGUGAUGCACGGGAUGGAGGCAGGGCCCAGUGCCUGGCUGAAGAAGCAUGCACUCUGGGGCAGACACCUGGUGGUCUUCUUCCUCAUUGUUACUCAGUUGGGGUUCUGCUGUGUGUACAUUGUGUUUCUGGCGGAUAAUUUAAAACAGAUAGUGGAGGCUAUCAAUAGCACCACCACCAACUGUCAUGUGGAUGGGCCCAUGUUGCUGACACCCACCAUGGACUCGAGGCUCUACAUGCUGGCCUUUCUUCCCUUCCUGGUGUUGCUGGUGUUCUUCCGGAACCUGCGUGUUCUGACUGUCCUCUCCCUGUUUGCCAACAUCAGCAUGCUGGUCAGCCUGGUGAUCCUCACCCAGUACAUCGUCCAGGACAUCCCAGACCCCAGCCAGCUGCCACUGGUGUCGAGCUGGAAGACUUACCCCCUCUUCUUCGGGACAGCAGUGUUCUCUUAUGAAAGCAUUGGUGUGGUCCUGCCCCUGGAAAACAAGAUGAAGGAUACCCGCCACUUCCCAGUUAUCCUCUCUCUGGGGAUGACCAUUGUCAUCCUCCUCUACAUCCUUGUCGCCACGCUCGGCUACUUGCGCUUUGGUGAUGAGAUCAUGGCCAGCAUCACCUUAAACUUGCCCAACUGCUGGUUGUACCAGUCGGUGAAGAUCCUGUAUGUUCUGGGCAUCCUGUGCUCCUACACCUUGCAGUUCUAUAUCCCAGCUGAGACCAUUGUCCCCUGGGCUGUUUCCAAGGUGCCCCAGCGCUGGGCAUUGCUAACAGACCUGGGCACCCGCCUAGUCAUGGUCUGUCUGACUGGUGUGCUGGCCAUCCUCAUCCCCCGCCUGGACCUAGUGCUGGCCCUGGUGGGCUCCGUCAGCAGCAGUGCCCUAGCUUUCAUCAUCCCACCCCUGCUGGAGAUCACCACCUUCUACUCUGACGGCCUGAACCCCUUCAUCAUUGUCAAGGAUGUCCUCAUCAGCAUCUUGGGCUUCCUGGGUUUCGUAGUAGGCACCUACCAGGCUCUGGAUGAGCUGAUGCGGCCACAACACCCCCUCACCUUCUCCAACUCUACUACUUUUCUUCACUGAGAGCAGCACUAUUAUGCACCUGCUAGUUCCUGAUUCUUCCCCUUUACUGUAUAAAGGAGGGGUCAGAGGACUGUUUUAUGUGGUGCCAGAGUUUGAACCCAGGGCAUUACCUACUCAAGGUAUGCACUCCACUGUUGAACUACCACUCAGGCCCCACCUGAUUAAGGAUAAGGGAUCUCUUUCAUGUUCAUUUUCUUUAUUUUGCUACUAUAGCUUUUCUCUGGGUCAGGUUAUAGUCGGACAAGCAAAUUGUUUACCCAUGACUAGGUCUAAAUGAUAAUUUAAGUUUUUGGUUUUGUUGUUUAUUUGUUUUGUUUAUAUUUCUUUUCUUUCCUGCUCUCCUAGUUGAGAGCUCUUGAUUCCAUCCAACUUCAUGGCAAAUAGCUCAAGUGAGGCUAUGCAUGAAGUAGCCACCAGGGGGCACCCAAGUGGCCGCACCCUCAAAAGAGUUGUGAGGGGACAAAGUGUUUCCCUUUUUCCAAAACUAUUCCAAGAAAAAAGAUGAAGGAUGGGCAAAACUCAUAAGCCAGCAACUAUGCAAGUUUUAGUGUUGGGAUGAAUAAAGCCAAGAGGUCCACGGUGAGCUGCAACUGUCAGACAGAAAGGAACCAGGCUAUAAAGUCGAGCAUGGCUCACUUUCUCAGCAGCUGAAGUUUUUUGCACUUUGUUGAGACCCACAGACGGGCAGAAGGCAUGUGCCACUGACAUUAUUUGACAAUAUUUGCCUCUUAGUUCUUGUACUAGUCAUUCUUGAUGACUAAUUAUGUGCUAGGCAUGGUUUCAAGCUCUGGGGGUAGGCUUGCAAGUUCUUCAUGAUUAUGUGGCUUUGCAACACUGGUUCCUUCAGGAGCUACAGUCUACCCAGGGAUGAAGCUCAGUGGAAGCAUGCAUGUCUCAUGCAGGGGGCCUAGGUUUAAUCCCCAGAGCCAUAAAAAACCAAACAAACAAAGCAAAAUCUCUAUCUCUACCCUAUAGGCCCAAUCUUGGAAUGGGCACUCAGGGAACAAUAGUGCAGGUUAGUGGUGUCUGUGCACUGGGCAUUCCUGUCUUGCUACUCUGGGAUAUGGACAGUAGUUAGACUCUGGAGGACAAAGGAGACUUCCAGGCAGGUCAGCCUGCACAUCAGCUGGCUUGCUGGCUCUCAGACACAUGAGUGGAACAUCCCAGAUGAUACCCGGACUGAGAGCCACCCAGAUGACUCACAGGACUUUGAAGAAAAACAAUAAGUGCUAUGAUUGUGAGUCCUUGGUGUGGAGUUUCUAUGCAACAAAAGAUGAUUGGGAUGUCACUAAAAAAGAGAAAGCACUAAUGAGAAAGAAAGGAAUCAGGUCCUCAUUUAGACCACAGUUAAAUGUUGGAAAAGAGAAAUGAAUUUAGCAGCACAAUGCACUAUAAUUGUCAGCAUCUCUAAAGACGGUGGGAGUUGUGUCUGGGUGAUGGGGUUAUUAAAAACCUUUUAAGUUGUU